Messenger RNA from Raphanus sativus (radish), 1172 nucleotides. RefSeq names its product nitrilase 2-like. Bases 39 to 1067 code for a protein of 342 amino acids. Gene Ontology annotation, molecular function: nitrile hydratase activity; nitrilase activity. NCBI's taxonomy places the organism in Eukaryota, Viridiplantae, Streptophyta, Magnoliopsida, Brassicales, Brassicaceae. The transcript is spliced from 5 exons. The record is from RefSeq and is a predicted model, not a curated record. Gene Ontology annotation, biological process: detoxification of nitrogen compound.
ACAACACUUGAAGUGAUUAUUUUGUGGUAUAGGAGAAAAUGUCGACUCUCAAAAACACAACUCAAGUUAACGGAGAUUCCUCAUCAUCCAUGGUUCGAGCUACAAUCGUCCAGGCCUCCACCGUCUAUAACGAUACUCCUAAAACUAUAGAAAAGGCGGAGAAGUUAAUUGCAGAGGCGGCGAGCAACGGAUCCGAGCUUGUGGUGUUCCCGGAGGGGUUUAUCGGUGGAUAUCCUCGUGGGUUUAGGUUUGGUAUAGCGGUUGGUGUUCACAACGAAGAAGGUCGUGAUGAGUUCCGCAAAUACCAUGCUUCUGCCAUUCAUGUUCCUGGCCCUGAAGUUGAUAAACUGGCGGAGCUAGCUAGGAAAAACAAUGUGUACUUGGUAAUGGGGGCUAUAGAGAAGGAUGGCUAUACACUCUACUGCACAGCCCUUUUCUUCAGCUCUGAAGGUCGAUUCUUGGGUAAGCAUCGUAAAGUCAUGCCAACAAGUCUUGAACGUUGCAUCUGGGGUUUUGGGGACGGAUCAACCAUCCCUGUUUACGACACACCCAUUGGCAAACUCGGUGCUGCUAUUUGCUGGGAAAAUAGAAUGCCCCUCUACAGAACUGCCCUGUACGGAAAGGGAGUUGAAUUAUAUUGUGCACCUACUGCUGAUGGUACCAAGGAAUGGCAAUCGUCGAUGAUGCACAUUGCCAUAGAGGGUGGAUGUUUCGUAUUGUCGGCUUGCCAGUUCUGUCUGCGUAAAGAUUUCCCUAAGGAUGCUGAUCACCUUUUUACCGACUAUGAUGUCCAACACGAUGAAACCAUUGUCUCCCAAGGUGGUAGUGUCAUUAUCUCACCAUUGGGAAAGGUUCUCGCGGGACCAAACUUUGAAUCAGAGGGUCUCAUCACAGCUGAUCUUGAUCUUGGUGAUAUAGCAAGAGCCAAGUUAUAUUUUGAUGUGGUGGGACAUUACUCGAAGCCAGAUAUUUUUAACUUGACCGUAAAUGAGCACCCGAAGAAACCAGUUACAUUCGUUUCGAAGGCGGUGAAAGCUGAGGAUGACUCAGAGUCUAGGGAGAAAUAAUCGAGAUUUGAAAGGUCAUCAGUUUAUCCUAUAUUUCUCAACUACUGGAGUUCAUGCCAGUCUUAUGUUUGUCAGUUAAUGUUUUAUCCUUAAAGUUUGUUUAUU